Messenger RNA from Anopheles nili, 2331 nucleotides. It is a transcript of the gene Bap111, whose product is annotated as SWI/SNF-related matrix-associated actin-dependent regulator of chromatin subfamily E member 1. Bases 1 to 2280 code for a protein of 759 amino acids. Lineage: Eukaryota; Metazoa; Arthropoda; Insecta; Diptera; Culicidae. Gene Ontology annotation, biological process: negative regulation of DNA-templated transcription. Gene Ontology annotation, cellular component: SWI/SNF complex. The record is from RefSeq and is a predicted model, not a curated record. The transcript is spliced from 2 exons. Gene Ontology annotation, molecular function: nuclear receptor binding; nucleosomal DNA binding.
AUGGCGCUGCCUGCCAACUAUAAACACAACAUCCCGGGUCCGUCAAUGCCCCCGCAGCGGAUGCGCCCAUCGGGCUCGUCUGCCGACCGCAAAGACAACUCCAGCCCGUUCAUGCACAACCCGCACGGUAACCCCGCGUUCAAUCCGCAGAAAAUGGGUAAAGCGUCGGCCGCUUCCGAGUCUAAAAUGAUCAAACCGCCCAAGCCACCGGAGAAACCGCUAAUGCCGUACAUGCGCUACUCGCGCAAGGUGUGGGAUUCCAUCAAGGCGUCGAACUCGGACCUCAAACUGUGGGAGGUCGGCAAGAUCAUUGGCCAACAGUGGCGCUUGCUGCCCGAUGGUGAAAAGGAAGAUUACAUCGCGGAGUACGAACUGGAGAAGGCAGAGCACGAGAAGAACAUGAAGGCGUACCAUAAUUCACCGGCCUAUCUCGCCUAUUUAACCGCCCGCAACAAAGUAAAACCGGGUGAUGGCGAUGGGCACGAGACGUCGUCCCGAUCGAGCUCGAAGGGACAACAGGCAGAUCGUCGGAUCGACAUCCAACCGGCGGAAGAUGAAGACGACCCGGACGAUGGCUACUCGUUCAAGCACGUGGCGUACGCGCGCUUUUCGCGCAACCAUCGGCUGAUAAACGAGAUCUUCUCCGACGCCGUUGUACCGGACGUGCGGUCCGUUGUGACCACACAACGCAUGCACGUGUUAAAGCGUCAGGUGCAGUCACUCACCAUGCACCAGAUGAAACUGCAGCACGAGUUGCAGCUAAUCGAGGAAAAGUUCGAAACGCGCAAGCGGAAGUUUUUCGAAUCCAGCGAAACGUUCCAGGAUGAGCUUAAGAAGCACUGCAAGCCGGCGGUUGAUGAGGACACGUUCCAAAAGCUAGUCGAUCGGCAGUACGAGAUGAUGAAGCGGGAUCGUUUGCGCGCUCUUGAGGAAGCUCAGAAACCGCCAACCCCGGCACCGACGACAGCCUCGCAAGCAGCUUCCUCAGGCACCGCCACGCAGCCUCCAGGUGGUCCAACCAAGCCGGAUUCAGAGCCAACCCAAGAGCAGCCAGCAUCCAACGAAUCUGUUGGGUCACAGGCAUCACCGGCUGCUAGUGUAGCUGCUGCUGCUGAUCGUUCACCACUAGCCACCGCUGGAUCGGAUGAAUCUCAAGGAUCGCAGGAUUCAACCACCGGAGCCACUCAACCGAUGGUUGUGGAGAAGAUGGACACAUCAGAAGAACCGAGAGUGGAGGCUAAGGAUGACAAGCCAAUGUCUGUCGGUGCUUCGAAGCCUUCUCCAGAUCCUCAGAAGGAACCGGUUCCUUCGGCUCAGGCACCAGCACCACCACCAUCGCAUGUGCCCGCCAUUCCGGACCAGCAGGUUCCGGCUUCCGUGCUGACACCAGCUGCUGCCGUUCCGCAAGCGCCAACCCCUGUCGUUCCUCCUGCAGUUUCGAUUCCAUCAUCCGAGCCUAAGCCGGAAAUUCCUCCCUCAUCUACCGUUCAUCAUACGGCACCAGCUCAUCCCCCUCCCGGUACCCAUCACGUAGCACCGACGAUGCCUCCGGUCGUCCACGGUGCGUAUGGACCUCAUCCCGGACCAGUUCCACCUGGGGCUCCCGUUCCUCCUCAUCAGGUGCCGGUUGUCCCAACACCUCCUCCACCAUCGCACACUCCAGAGGCGCAAGGACCGCCACCGAAUGUGACCGUGCCACAUCAUCAGCCUCCACCACCACCACCGCAUCAUAUGCCACCGCACAUGCAGCCACACCCGGGUAUGCCGGCGCACGGCACAUUCCCCGGAUAUCCGCACGCCGGUUCGCCCCGUGCACCGUACUAUCUGCCGUCCUACGGAGGACACCCGCAACCGUACGGGCAGUACGGUCACUAUCCGUACCAUCAGCAGUACGCUCCACCACCACCACCGGGUAGCUAUGUUGCGGGUCCUCCGGGAGCGCGUCCUCCCGGGGCUCCCCCUGCAAUGGGCCACUACGGAGAGGUGCAUCCGCACCCGGAAGCGCACCAUGCAUACGGGCCUCCGCCUCCACCGUCGGCGGCUGCUGGAGCCGCACCGGGAGGUAUGCCACCGGUACCGGGUGCCCCUCCGACACCGACCAUGGUCACAGCGACGGCAACCGUCACGCCGCCAACGGCAGCAGUUUCUCAGCCGGAACCGGGGGAGAUUGAACCGGAAAAGGCACCGGUGGCCGCCGCAUCCACACCAGCAUCGAAGAAACGCAAGAAGGGAGCUGCAGCGGCCGCCAAGCACGACGAUGCCGACAAAAAGGACGAUUAAUCAGCCGGAAUCGGUCGAUGGUGUUCAACGGAUUUUACUGAAUUACUAUUA